CCUCCUUCCUCCUUCGCUCCGUUUCUUCUCGCUUUCCUCCGCGCGAGCGCCAGCCAGCCAGCCAGCCAGCAAGAACUCACCACCGCUCUGCGGCGAAAGAAGCUUUCUCUCUCUAGGUCAUUCCCCACUCACUCACUCUCUCUCUCUCUCUCUCCACCACUCAAGCCACAAUUAUUCCCCCUCCUCUUUAUUUUAAUCCCAACCCUAGUUGAGGAAAACUCGCUCCCGUUAAAGUCGUCACCUCCCAUCCUCAUUGUCACGCUGUGAACUAGAGAGAGAGAGAGAGAGUAGAGAGAGGAACUUGUGCGAGGCUGCCCACCGACGCGACCACCUCCCCAAGAUGCACGCCAAGACGGAUUCCGAGGUCACCAGCAUCGCCCCUUCGUCCCCCACCCGGUCCCCGCGCCGGCCCGUCUACUACGUCCAGAGCCCGUCCCGCGACUCCCACGACGGCGAGAAGACCGCCACCUCCUUCCACUCCACGCCGGCCCUCAGCCCCACCGCGUCCCCGCCCCACUCCCACUCCUCCGUCGGCCGCCACUCCCGCCAGUCCUCCUCCAGCCGCUUCUCCGGGUCCCUCAAGCCCGGAUCCCGCAAGGUCAACCCCAACGACGGCUCCCGCGGCGGCGGCGGCGGCCGGAAGGGGGGCGGCGGCGGGCGGAAGGAGUGCGCCAUCAUCGAGGAGGAGGGGCUCCUCGAGGACGAGGACCGCGAGCGGGGCCUGCCUCGCCGGUGCUACUACCUCGCCUUCGUCCUCGGCUUCUUCAUCCUCUUCUCCUUCUUCUCUCUCAUUCUCUGGGGGGCCAGCAAGAAUCAGAAGCCCAAGAUCACCAUGAAGAGCAUUACCUUCGAGCAGCUCAAGAUCCAAGCCGGGUCGGACAGUACCGGAGUGACCACGGACAUGAUCACCGUGAACUCCACGGUCAAGUUCACCUACCGCAACACCGGCACGUUCUUCGGCGUCCACGUCACGGCGACGCCGGUCGAUCUCACCUACUCCAAGCUCACAAUCGCCUCCGGCACUCUGAAGAAGUUCUAUCAGGGAAGGAAGAGCCAGAGAGUGGCGUCGGUGUCGGUGAUCGGCGACCAGAUCCCCCUGUACGGGAGCGGAUCUGGGCUGAGCAGCUCGUCGGACGUGCCGACCGUGCCCGUGCCCCUCGGCCUGAGCUUCGCCGUCCGAUCCAAAGCCUACGUCCUGGGGAAGCUGGUCAAGCCCAAGUUCUCCAAGCAGAUCGACUGCUCCGUCACCUUCGAUCCCAAGAAGCUCAACGUGGCGAUCUCCCUGGCCAAAUCUUGCACAUUCAGCUGAGAAAAAAGAAGUAGAAAAAUUUGUUUGUCUUUUUUUCUUUUUUUCUUCCUUCUUUCUUUCUUUCUUUUUGGGUUGUUAAUUACAGCUAAGCGGGCAGGUCAAGGGUGGUUCGGGCAGGGAACGGGUGACGCGGUUUUGGACUUUUUGGGCUGCCCGGAGUGCCCCGCGGUUCGGUGCGGUGGGGGGUGUGACCUGGUGACCGGGAGUGGCGGUGGCCGCUCCUUUAUUUUCUGUGUAUUCUUUUCUUCUUCUAUUUAAUAUAUGGCGAUGAUGGACGAAUAAGUUUUUUCUUUCAAAAAAAAAAAAUAUGGGACAAAGUAUGGAUCCCAUUGUUUUACUGGAA
Messenger RNA from Syzygium oleosum, 1652 nucleotides. RefSeq lists its product as uncharacterized. Lineage: Eukaryota; Viridiplantae; Streptophyta; Magnoliopsida; Myrtales; Myrtaceae. The record is from RefSeq and is a predicted model, not a curated record. The transcript is spliced from 3 exons. Bases 341 to 1309 code for a protein of 322 amino acids.